Closterium sp. Yama58-4 is the source of this 1269-nucleotide messenger RNA. NCBI's taxonomy places the organism in Eukaryota, Viridiplantae, Streptophyta, Zygnematophyceae, Desmidiales, Closteriaceae. The record is from the annotation of a GenBank genome assembly.
AUGAACGGCUACGCGCGCUUCACUGUGCGCAUGUCUCGCGGAGUGAUAGAGUCAGUGGUCCGCACGUCCCCCAUCACACCCCACGCCGUCACUCAUGCCGCUGCUGCUGCCGCUGAUGGUGAUGGUGGUGCUGACAGUACUGCUGAUGCUGAUGCUGCUGCUGCUGCCGAAGCUGGUGAUGCAGCAGCAGGUGCAGGUGACAGGGAUGUACACGUUAUAGACGGAACCAAUAAGAUGCUGCUGCCAGGGAUGGUCAACGCAUACACGCACAGCAUAGAGGCAUGGGGCCGAGGGGGGAUUGUGCCACUGCCCCUGGAGCUGUGGGUGAAUUCGCUUUUUACCCACAUGGACCCCCGAGGACCCAACCCCUCGAUUUCCCCGGAUGUGGUGUAUUGGGCAGCCCUGCACACGGCAGUAGAGACCAUCUUGACUGGAGGCACGGCCGUGAUGGAUCACCUGCUCCAGAGCCGAUCGCGCUACCCGGACGGCGGGUGUGUGAAGCUUCUCAAAGACAUCGGGUGGCUGUCCCUCCCUGGGACCUCGUGUGCUCACUGCGUGUGGCUGGAAGAUGACGAGCAAGCGAUCAUGGCGGAGUGCGGGGCAGUGGCGGUUCACAACCCGGUCUCCAACCUGCGCCUCGGCUCGGGCGUUGCUCCCAUAAGAGCAUACCUCGAUAAGGGCAUUACCGUGGCUAUCGGGUGUGAUGGGCAGUGCUCGAACGACUCUCAAGACAUGCUGGAGGCCAUGAAGAUGGCGUGUAUUGUGAAUCCCCUCACAACCCCCGAGUAUCGCCACUGGUUAUCGCCAAGGGAGGUGCUCAAAAUGGCAGCAGAGGGAGGCGCGGCAGCAGUGGGCAUGAGAGGGCAGGCGGGUCAAAUCAAGCCUGGAUACAUGGCGGAUGCAGUGCUGGUCGACCUGACUGCUCUCUCCAUGCUGCCUCGAGCCGACCCUGUGGGUCAACUGGUGCUCACCCGGCAAAGUUCUGGCAUUGCAGGAAACACGGUGCAUUCGGUGUGGGUCAACGGGCGGCUUUUGCUAUCAGAUGGAGUCCCGACAACAGUUGAUUUGGCUCCUCUUCGGGAAGCGCUAAUGAAGCAGCAGCCUCAAUACAUGGACCCAAAAAUCACUGAUGUGAAAGGAAGACCGAUUGAGGUGGAGUAUCGUGCAGCUAUGGGGCUGGACGCCCCGCUUGGAAAGCAUAAUCAGAGCCACACCUCUAAUUACCCUAACUUCAGGGUCAAUUACCCUGCUGACAUUCCUAAGUCUUGA